UUAUUUCUGAAUGUCGUCUUUUACAUCGAUGAAUGAAGACACUGCAGACUUGGCUUCCAAAGCCUUCGUGAUGACGGGGUGACCUUUGGGGAGGGGGGUAAACAUCCCCCCUCCCACAAGGUAGGGGGAGGGGGCUGGAUUUGGAAGGUCGACUGCGCCAGGAUGAAUUUCAGAAGCAAUGCGCCUCCUUCCCUCCCUCCUUCCAGUCCUUGUGCCUAUUCAGGAGGGCACCCAGCACAUCCGUGGUCUCGCAGCAACUGCCUAACCGAAGCCCUCGUACCCUUUUUGAGAGUCUCCCCGCCCUUUUCCCCGGGUCUGUUGGCUACUCCAGGGCUGAAGGGUGCCCGCUCGCACCGCAUCUUUGCCCACAACACAGCGCCGGGAUGGUCACGUCGUGAUGGACGGAUUGCGCAAUUGCUGAUGGACCUGGAAGACAGAAAAAGCAGAAAAACAACGCAAGAGCCCCAAGACUUGCUGUACUCAAUUACAGCCGCAGUGGAAGCGCGGCUCCGGGUGCGGUAGUUUGCAGCUUGCAGAGAAAGAAUGCAAGCCCACAAUCAACUCUGCAGCCUUCUCGGGAGCAAAAGCACAGCCAGGGAGGGAUCCUCGGCCGCCCUGACUGGGCUGCGUCCCUGUGGCGCCGGGCAGAAAAGCCACGACCUUGGGCUCGGAGGCUCCGGAGAUGUGCCUGGAGGAAAGAGGCUGUCAGAGAGAAAGUUGCAUUUUCUGCGCUGCACUUCCUGUAGCGCAGCCUGCAGUUUUCCAGCCAGAUUGCCUGGGUUCGCUGGACGCACCCCCUCCUCUGCUCUAGAGCCCAGGGUUUGUGUCCAUGGUUGCUGCGGCCCGCGUAUUCUUUCCUUUGCUCGCUGCUUGUACCUGGGGUUACUGGUCGCAGGCGGAUUGAGGAAAGAGCCCGCUUAGCUGGCACGGAGCAAUUGCCCUGGGUCCCCCCUCUCCCCUGCAGCGUGAGAGUAGCCCUAGAGUCCCCGCGGCUGCCGGAACCCUUCUGCUUAUAGCUAAGAGGUAGCCCAAUUACGAUGAGUAUUUGCAUUCGCACCUCCUCCUCUUCUUCUUCCUCCUCCUCCUCCUCCUUCCCCCUCCUGCCUGAGCAAGGAGGACGGACUCAAUUCCAGGCACUGAACUGGUAUUUAUUUGCAAACUGUCUCGCUGUCGCCAGGAUUUGGCAAUUAAGGCACAGACGCUUGGGAGGAGCCUUUUCCAAUUUUUUUUUUUUGGCACCUGUCUCCAGGAAUCUGCUUUUGGAGUGGAGGGUGGGGGGUGGGUGGUGGCAAGGUGCAGAAAAUGUAACUUUACUAGGGGGGAGAAAACUUUGUCACUUUGCAGGAGCCCGUAGGCAUGUGCAACCUGGUGGAAGAGCUCCACGCGGGGCAGCAUUUUCUUUGACUUUGUGCUUUGCUCCCGAUGACCCUCGCGGGAGAAAGAGGACACUUGAACUCCACGGUGGUUCCUCAUCGCCGCCACCUCGCGGGGUGACAGCAGCGGCGGCCAAUUACCGCCCCCCCCCUCCCUACUCCCCGACACCUUCUGAAGUCCCCAGUAAGAACGCACUUGCCCCUGGGCGGAGGGGAAGCGAAGUCAGAAAGGGCGCUCACGGAGCCGGCCUCCCGCUGCAAGAGGAGCGGGCCGGGGGGGCCGUGGGGGGAAGCGGGGGGAGAAAGCUGCUUGCUGCUGGAUUCCAGGAACAAGUCACCCGGAAUUAACUUCUCGUUAAAGUUAUGGGAAGUGCGGCCAUGGACACCAAGAAGAAGAAAGAUGUUUCUAGCCCCGGAGGGAGCAGCGGCAAGAAGAGCUCGGGCCAGAAGAGGCGAUCGCUGCGGGUGCACAUCCCAGACCUUAGUUCUUUUGCCAUGCCAUUCCUAGAUGGAGACCUGGAAAGCUCGGAAAAACAUGCUUCCCGUAAGGUGGACAGUCCCUUCAGUUCUGGGAGUCCUUCCAAGGGAUUCUUCUCCCGAGGCCCUCAGCAUCGGCCCUCCAGCCCUGUGUCGGCCCCUGUGAGGGCCAGAAAUAGCCCAGGCUCUCCAAAAACGGUGUUUCCCUUCCCCUACCAGGAGUCCCCUCCCAGAUCUCCACGUCGCAUGAGUUUCAGCGGUAUCUUUCGCUCUUCCUCCAAAGAGUCCUCCCCGAACUCCAAUCCAUCUACCUCACCUGGAGGAAUCAAGUUUUUUUCCCGCUCAAAAAAAACCUCCGGCCUUUCGUCUUCACCAUCAACCCCUACCCAAGUGAUCAAGCAGCACACUUUUCCUCUUGAAUCCUAUAAGAAUGAACCUGAGAGAUUAGAAACUCGAAUUUAUGCCUCCUCUUCUCCCCCGGACACAGGCCAGAGGUUCUGCCUGCCCUCCUUCCAGAGUUCAGCCAAACCUCCCUCUGCAGCAUCAGCUCCAUAUGCUACCUCCACAACAGCGGCUGUAGCGGCGGCCGCGGCGGCAGCAGCAGUUGCAGCAGCAGCAGCCCCAGGAACCGCUGAAGCCGGCAUGCUGGAGAAAUUAGAGUUAGAAGAGGAAGCAAUAGAAGAAUCUGAAAGUGAUAUUUACAUGCGAUUCAUGAAGUCACACAAGUGUUACGACAUUGUUCCAACCAGCUCGAAGCUUGUUGUCUUUGACACCACAUUACAAGUUAAAAAGGCCUUUUUUGCCUUGGUAGCGAAUGGUGUUCGAGCAGCGCCACUAUGGGAGAGUAAGAAACAGAGUUUUGUAGGAAUGCUAACAAUUACAGAUUUCAUAAAUAUACUACAUAGAUAUUAUAAAUCUCCAAUGGUACAGAUUUAUGAAUUAGAAGAACAUAAAAUUGAAACGUGGAGGGAACUUUAUUUACAAGAAACAUUUAAGCCUUUAGUGAAUAUAUCCCCAGAUGCAAGCCUCUUCGAUGCUGUAUACUCAUUGAUCAAAAAUAAAAUCCACAGAUUGCCAGUUAUCGACCCUGUCAGUGGGAACGCACUUUAUAUACUUACCCACAAAAGAAUACUCAAGUUUCUUCAGCUAUUUGUGUCUGAGAUGCCAAAGCCUGCCUUCAUGAAACAGAACCUAGAUGAACUUGGAAUAGGAACGUACCACAACAUUGCCUUUAUACAUCCAGACACUCCUAUCAUUAAAGCCUUGAAUAUAUUUGUAGAAAGACGGAUAUCAGCUUUGCCUGUUGUGGAUGAGUCAGGAAAAGUUGUAGAUAUUUAUUCCAAAUUUGAUGUAAUAAAUCUUGCUGCUGAAAAAACAUAUAAUAACCUAGAUAUCACAGUGACGCAAGCCCUUCAGCACCGUUCCCAAUAUUUUGAAGGUGUUGUGAAGUGCAGCAAGCUGGAAACACUGGAGACCAUCGUGGAUAGGAUAGUAAGAGCUGAGGUUCAUCGGCUGGUGGUAGUAAAUGAAGCAGAUAGCAUUGUGGGUAUCAUCUCACUAUCAGACAUUCUACAAGCCCUGGUACUCACACCAGCAGGUGCCAAACAAAAGGAAAGUGAAGCAGAAUGACCACGGUGAACAUAGAAGUCUUCAUUGAAUGUAUGAGAACGUGAACAAAGUUUCUCGGUCAAGGUUUUGCCUCACGAACACUGACUGCAAUAGAAGAAAGUAAUGGUUAUGAGAAUGUCGAUCGCGGUAGAGUGAUGGGUAAUCUUUAUUUUCCCCAGUGAUGUCUAAACUAAGCAUGACAAAGAGAGCUUGAUAGGUUUAAAGAUUAUCUUGUUUAAAAAAAAAUCUAUAUUUCCAGACCUUUUCUGAAAGAUUUAAUAUGCUAUCAUCCUUUAAAUUGUACUAUGUUCUGAAAUUCUAUCACUUUUUGCAAUUGAAAGAGCUCAUUGAUAGCCAAGUAACAGGUAAAUGUGACAUAAGGUGAGUGUAUGGCAUAUUCCUAACCUAGUGCCUUAUGUCAGAAUACAGCAAUAUGUCAUCACUGUUGCCCAUCACUGUUGGAGAAAGUAUUUGUGUGAAGAGAAAACUGUGUUUGAAUGUGAAAGUCUCUGAACUUAUUACCAAAUCAGUUUAAGUUUUCAUUAGAUUUGUCAUAAAAGCUGUACUUUGAAUAUAAAUAGAUUUACUUUAAAACUUUAAUGAGUUUUGUGUUUAAAUGUUGCAUUCUGGACUAAGAUGUAAAACAAGACUGAUUUUAAAAACAGCUUUAUUUAUUUUUACUUUCAUGGCAAUUUUUUACACAUCUUUUGGUGGAUAGUAAAAACUUCACCAUAUCCAUUAAUAAACUGUUGAUUGUUAUACAAAAAAGUGGCAGAUUUCUCGUUAUUUGUUUGGACCUGAAGAGGAUAUGGCUUCCUGAAUAACCUUUAUUAGACUUAAAAAGUUAAAAGUUUCUAAAAGCAUGCAUUGAAAUCUAUUACUCUGUACUGUAUUGUAAAUAAGCAGCAGUUAUUGAGGAAAUGAAGUGCCAGAGAAAUGUCUAUUUUUUUUCUUGUGUAUCUCAAUGUAAAAUCAUGAUGUUUGUAUGACUGCUAAUACAAUUAUUUUUUUUGUAAAUUCUAUUGUGGCAUAUACAGUAUUGUCAUACAGUUGCAAGGAGAGAGGAACAUUUCCUAAUGUAAAUGCUCUGAAAAUGCUGAGACUAUAUAAUUGUAGAUUUUCUUUGCAGUUUGAAAAAAUUAAAACAAGUCCUACUCUCUCUUA
Sarcophilus harrisii (Tasmanian devil) is the source of this 4622-nucleotide messenger RNA. RefSeq names its product protein kinase AMP-activated non-catalytic subunit gamma 2 (gene PRKAG2). The record is from RefSeq and is a predicted model, not a curated record. Bases 1737 to 3479 code for a protein of 580 amino acids. NCBI's taxonomy places the organism in Eukaryota, Metazoa, Chordata, Mammalia, Dasyuromorphia, Dasyuridae. The transcript has 18 exons.